This is a messenger RNA of Macrobrachium nipponense, 1297 nucleotides long. RefSeq names its product adipokinetic hormone/corazonin-related peptide receptor variant I-like. Lineage: Eukaryota; Metazoa; Arthropoda; Malacostraca; Decapoda; Palaemonidae. Gene Ontology annotation, cellular component: plasma membrane. The coding region runs from base 7 to 1035 and encodes 342 amino acids. The transcript has 7 exons. Gene Ontology annotation, molecular function: adipokinetic hormone receptor activity; G protein-coupled receptor activity; peptide binding. Gene Ontology annotation, biological process: G protein-coupled receptor signaling pathway; cellular response to hormone stimulus. The record is from RefSeq and is a predicted model, not a curated record.
ACGGUGAUGAUACCUGUAGAGGUUGGGUGGGCGGCGACAGUGCAGUGGAUGGCGGGGGACACCUUCUGCAGGGUGUUCGCCUUCUUCAGGAUAUUUGGUCACUACCUCUCCUCCUUCAUCCUCGUCUGCAUAUCAAUUGACAGAUAUUUUGCAGUGGUCCAUCCGCUGAGCCUCAACGCAGCUGACAGACGCGGGAAAAUUAUGCUCACAUUUGCCUGGUUUCUCGCCUUCAGCUGCUCUCUGCCGCAGGUGGUGAUUUUCCACGUGGAAAACCACCCAUUCCACACCUUCUACGUGCAGUGCGUGACCUUCAACUUCUUCCCGUCGAUGCACCACGAGAUGAUCUACAACCUCUUCUGCCUGGUGAUGCUGUACGUGGCCCCGCUCUCCAUCAUCAUCACCUUCUACGGCGCCAUCGUCCUCACCAUCUUCCAGAAGAGCCGCCUCUCCGCCGAUGAUACCACCAUCCGUCGCUCGAGCCUCGGGUAUUUGGGGCGGGCCAGGGCGAGGACCAUUAAGAUGACUGUCAGCAUCGUGUUGGCCUUCUUCGUCUGCUGGACGCCCUACGUUGUUAUUAGUUUAUGGUUCUGCUUUGAUAGAUCAGCAGCUGAACUCUUAGACGAGAAAGUGAAGAGGGGCCUCUUCAUAUUCGCCUGUUUCAAUUCCUGCGUCAAUCCCAUCGUCUACGGAAUCUUCAACUUCUGCAAGAAGAAGCAACCUGUGACCCAGACUUGGCGGUCAACCACCCUGAACACCCAGCUCAACUCGAGGAGUUGCGAGUGCCGGAGCUUCAAGUCCUCCCGAGUCUAUUGGAGCCGUCGGGAGGCAGAGUCGACUGUUACCAAUUCCGAGGUGACGGACCACACGGCGGAGCUCCUGCUUCCCAGGGUCCUCAAUUCCCCUUUCAGGACAAGGCAGACCAGUGAACGAGAACGCAGCGCGGGAGGGUCUCCGAUAACCACUCAGUACAGGAACGGGUCCUAUUACUCCUCCAGCCACUCGAUGAUCAGCCAGGCGAGCGGAAACCAGGUCUGAGUGGGGAUGUCGCGCUACCGUCGCCGAAGCCUGUGAUAUCCGUCUAUGGCCACCGUCGUGAGCGAGGUGAAACCUCGUUAUAAUGAGGCCCACCUGGAGAGAAAUGGAAGAAGAAACGUUCCUAUGACGUCAGAUGAUGAGACUAGGUGGCUAGGUGUGCGGUCACACCUCCCGUGUAAAAAUGGAUAAAAAGAAACAUUCUUAACGCGUAGAUCAUGAGACGAGCUGCGCCGUUACUACCGCCCAGGUUUGUUGAGUGGCG